AUCAUUACUGAUAAGCUUACGUGUUUAUAAGCGCCACAUACUGAACAGCGGUAGCAUAAGUGGUUUGAAUGUCACUCAUUUUUAGAUAUCAGUAAUCAAUUGCGCUAAAUUAUAAAAUGUCGGUCUGCCAAACAAUUUCGUCGGUGUGUGUUUUGAUAAUUGGAUUCCAUUUGGUCAAAUUUAUUUGCAGAUUACUCUAUAACACGUUCGCCCCGAAACUGGGGUUAAGCGUAAAUUUCGGUGAAAUGGGAAAAUGGGCCGUAAUCACUGGCGCAUCCGAUGGCUUAGGUAAAGCGUAUUCAGACGCCCUGGCGGCAAAGGGGAUGAAUGUCGUGCUUAUAAGUCGAAGUGAAGAGAAACUACAAGCGGCAGCAGAAGACAUAGAACACCAGUACAGCGUUCAAACGAAAAUUAUUGCAGUUGAUUACACUCACGGGAAUGACAUUUACCACAUAAUAGAGAAACAGUUGAGUGGACUAGAAAUCGGGGUUUUGGUGAACAACGUUGGGCUGAGUUAUCCCUACCCAGAGUACUUUCUAGACCUCAACGAUAAAGAAAAACUGUUCUCAAAUCUAAUUCAGGGAAAUAUCUCGUCUGUAGUCCAUAUGUGCAGAAUAAUAAUGCCAACCAUGGUGGAGAAGCGUAAAGGAGUUGUCAUCAACAUCUCUUCUGCCAGUGCACGUUUUGCCAGUCCUCUAUUAACAGUUUAUGCUGCUUCUAAGGCUUUCAUAGAAAAAUUUUCGGAGGAUCUGAACGCCGAAUAUGCAAACAUGGGAAUAAUUGUGCAAUGCAUUUCGCCGGGAUACGUGGCUACAAAAAUGUCCAAAAUUAGAAAUGCGACUUGGAUGGCGCCGAAUCCAAAAACAUUCGUCGAAUCUGCUCUAAAAACCGUGGGCAUUCAAGACAGAACAACGGGAUAUUUCCCACACUCUCUCCUAGUUGCAGUCAUGAACACACUGGGGGUUAUAUCUAAAACAUUGGAAAGGCGCAUAAUUGUGAAUACUAUGAAGACAAUCCGAGGUAGGGCAUUACGAAAACAACCAAGCUGAGCUGUAGCUUAUAAUUACAAUUUAAAUGGUACUAAAGGAAUUGUUACUUUCUGUUUCAAUAUGCACGUUCUUAAUAAUAAAAAGCCAAGCAAGCGUUUUUCUUA
Molecule: messenger RNA, 1153 nt
Organism: Photinus pyralis (common eastern firefly)
Lineage: Eukaryota; Metazoa; Arthropoda; Insecta; Coleoptera; Lampyridae
Gene: spidey
Product: very-long-chain 3-oxoacyl-CoA reductase-A
Exons: 3
Coding region: 117-1049 (310 amino acids)
Cellular component (GO): endoplasmic reticulum
Molecular function (GO): oxidoreductase activity
Source: RefSeq, a predicted model, not a curated record